AAAAGCCAUGGGGUUAUCUCAAUAGAGCAUCAGUCGCAGUUUGUUCUCUAGCUGAAAUUCCCAAAAUGUUCAAGAUCUUGUUGGUUUGCACAAUCCUUGGCCUGGCCGUCGCCUCGCCUCUUGGCCCCGGCGCGAUUCGCAGCGUACUCGGUGGUGGCGGUGAUGUGCACGCUGAGGUUUUGGGCCGCAGCGAUGAUGUGCGCGCCGAUGGCUUUGAUGCCAGUCUGGAGACCAGCAACAGCAUUUCCCAGUCCGCCAGCGGUGAUGUGCAUGGCAACAUCCAUGGCCAAUUCAGCUGGGUGUCCCCCGAGGGCGUGCACGUUGCUCUGUCCUAUGUCGCCAACGAGAACGGCUACCAGCCCAGCAGCGAUCUGCUGCCAACCCCACCACCAAUCCCAGUUGAGAUCCAGCGCUCUCUGGAGUACCUGGCUGCCCACCCAGCUGCCCCUGGUCAUUAAACCUUGACUUGAUCUGAUCGACAUUGAGUUUAAAUAAAUCGAAAUUUGCAAUUUA
This is a messenger RNA of Drosophila busckii, 513 nucleotides long. Its product is annotated as larval cuticle protein 1. Gene Ontology annotation, molecular function: structural constituent of chitin-based larval cuticle. The coding region runs from base 66 to 458 and encodes 130 amino acids. NCBI's taxonomy places the organism in Eukaryota, Metazoa, Arthropoda, Insecta, Diptera, Drosophilidae. Gene Ontology annotation, cellular component: chitin-based extracellular matrix. The transcript is spliced from 2 exons. The record is from RefSeq and is a predicted model, not a curated record.